This is a messenger RNA of Opisthorchis viverrini, 219 nucleotides long. RefSeq lists its product as hypothetical. The annotation marks the transcript as partial. Lineage: Eukaryota; Metazoa; Platyhelminthes; Trematoda; Opisthorchiida; Opisthorchiidae. Gene Ontology annotation, biological process: synaptic vesicle exocytosis; dense core granule exocytosis. The record is from RefSeq and is a predicted model, not a curated record. The transcript has 2 exons.
UGGUGAUAGUGGAUUGAAGCCGACGGAGCCGGUGGAACAUAAUCUCAAGCACCGAUUCCCUGUUCAUGAAAUCCCCGUUUUUCUGGCGUUGGAUGGUGUCCUAAUGAAGGACACAGGAGCACCCGCAUCUGCUGAGGAAGUUCGUGAGGUGAUUCGGCGUUGUCUCGAACAGGCGGCUUUGGUGAACUAUACCAGGAUUUCAGAGUAUGCCGCGAUCGA